AUGGCGGACUCGCUUGCGCGGCUAGGCUCGAUGUUCGAGCAGGCCAAGGACCUCACCAUCGAAGCGGCGAUGCUGGCGUCAGCUCGGCUCCUGGAAACACCGCAAUCGUUGCGUCCCCAGGAGAUCUCCACCCUCCUCAAUUCUCGAAGUGACCGCGAUAUCGUCGCCGGGAUGAAGUGUGUGGUCCUGCUUAUAUCUCGAGGCGAAGACGGGCUCCCCUAUUUUGCUGAUGUGGUGAAGAACGUCACCACCCACAACCAACACAUCCGCAAUUUGGUGCUUGUGUACUUGACUCGGUAUGCCGAAGUGGAACCCGAUAUUGCCUUGCUAUCGAUCAACCUGAUCCAGAAACUGCUUAACGAUACUAACCCCAUCCAUCGCUCCCGUCUGAUUAGACUGCUUGCCGGUAUUCGCAUUGCUCUGAUCCUCCCUAUCCUUGUGCUUAGUAUCAAGAGAACGCUGUCAGAUCCGUCACCAGUGGUGCGUACAGCUUCCGCAGUGGCUAUUGGACAAAUAUACGUCGAUGAUGACCCGCUGGCACUGCAAUUGCUUGAGUUAUUGGCACGUUUACUUGCAGACUCGCUGACCCAAGUGGUGGCGGCAGCGGUGCGGACAUUCCACCAUAUCCAUCAUGAUAUCGACGAUGAUGGCUGGAGAUACAUCCACGGCAAUUUCAGACGGAUAUGUCGUCUUUUACCUCAAUUUGACGAGUGGACCCAAGUGGUGGCCAUUGAAUUGGGUACCGCAUACUGUCGCCGGUUUUUGCCUCAACCGACGCUCACAUUGGCUACGGGUGAAGUGAUCAACUUACCGCAAUAUUACCAUACUUUCAGUGACUAUACCGUCGACUUUGACCACGAUCUCCAGCUAUUUUUGCUGGCCUUGAAGCCGUUGGCUCAUACCAACUCUGAUGCUGUACUUUUGGCCGCUACACGCAGUUUGCUCAAUUUAGCUCCCCCUUCGACGUUAGUGAGCUACAAGUACCAUCUUGCUUUGACUCGAGCAGCGACGGCAGCGCAACUGUCGCAGUUUCAGUUCGUCGCGCUUGAGCUCAUUGCCCGCAUCUGUCGCCUCGACUACUCCGUGUUUUCUGAACGCUUCCGCUACUUCUUUGUGUUCCCCAACGAUAGCGACUCAGUCGCGAGUGCUAAGCUUGCGAUAUUGACGACAUUGUCGGCUAAUCCCAAUAUCAUCAAGUACAUCGUUGAGGAACUCAAACACUACGCCCUCCACUAUAACAACGACGUGGUAGCUGAUGCUUCCAUCAGAGCAUUGGGAAGCUGCUGCCAGGUGCUGGAGGAGUGGAAUAACCACAUCUUAGCGUGGGCGUUGCGUCAAGUACAACGCACCUCGGGAUCAUUACUCAACCAAUUGUUGAAUGUGGUGCGGCUUGCGUUACACCAUAAGAUGACGGUGGCUUCAGAAGAUCCUAAGGUGAAAUCAGAGAUUGUGCUGACCCUCUACAAAUUGCUGUUGCUCCUCCAAGGAGACAUGGAAGGUGAGGCUAAGGCGACGAUGAUUUGGAUGAUUGGCGACAUGACUGUAUACACCAAGAAUCAAAUUGGUCCCGAUGUGCUUCGCCAACAAAUUGCUACUUUUGCUGAUCAACUGGAAGAUGUUAGAUACCAACUUUUGAUGUUGGCGGCUAAGGUAUUCCUGUUUGAGUUGGACCGCCUCACCGAUGAGAUUGACGAUACUGAAGAGCUUCAACGACAAUUAGACGACAACCGCAUCCACAACAUGUUCAAGCACGUGCUCUACCUUGCCAAGUACGAUAACAGCUAUGACACCAGAGACCGGGCUCGAAUGAUUGAUGUCCUUCUCAAUCGCGGACCUCAGGAACUGAAGUUAGCGUCGUUAUUCUUACAAGUACCCAAGCCGUUCCCUGAAGCGGAUAUUGGUGCCAAAGGCGACCAGCAUGUUGACGAUUACAUCACUACUGUGCCUGACUGGGCUGACCCCGCUACGCUUCCUGACUCCUCCGUUCGUGAAGAGAUCCCCGUGGUGGAGAACCAAAUUACCAGUUUCGCUGGCCAAGGUGAUAAACGCAAACUGCCAUCUCCUGGACCGCUUACCGGGAUAUCUCUGGCCGAUGUGCGUCCUCCUCCAGCCCCCUUACCUCCUAUGGAUAAGGGUAACGGCAACCACACUGGGUAUAAGCUCCAGUCGCUUGACGAGUUCUUCGGCAGUGACGACGACGAAAGCGAGAGCGAAGAGGGAAGCAGUGAGGACAGUGGCCUCAGCAGCAGUGACGAGGAGGAGGACGAUGAAGAGGAUGAUGAUGACGAAGAAGAAGAAGAUGAUGAUGACAGUCACAGUUCGGACGAGUCGGAGCGUGGAGCGGUGGAUGCGCUUAGCUCCGACGACGACGACGACAGCGACGCCUCGGUGUAA
Molecule: messenger RNA, 2394 nt
Organism: Diutina rugosa
Lineage: Eukaryota; Fungi; Ascomycota; Pichiomycetes; Serinales; Debaryomycetaceae
Exons: 1
Coding region: 1-2394 (797 amino acids)
Biological process (GO): vesicle-mediated transport; intracellular protein transport
Cellular component (GO): membrane coat
Source: RefSeq, a predicted model, not a curated record